This is a messenger RNA of Eremomyces bilateralis CBS 781.70, 774 nucleotides long. RefSeq lists its product as uncharacterized. NCBI's taxonomy places the organism in Eukaryota, Fungi, Ascomycota, Dothideomycetes, Eremomycetales, Eremomycetaceae. Bases 1 to 774 code for a protein of 257 amino acids. The transcript is spliced from 2 exons. The record is from RefSeq and is a predicted model, not a curated record.
AUGUGUAAAGGUGUCCUCAAGACAGAGGACCCAAUCACCAAGGCUUCUCUCUUGUUCACGUUCGUUUUCAAACUGCCCGAGAGCUACACAGAUGUGCGCAGUCUCCGGAGUCUCUUGACAGAUGCCAGUCCCAACCAUUCUCUCUCUGCCAGAUUCGAGGUUGCGAGCCAGAUCGCUAGGUCCGUAUGCAAUGUCCGCAGCUUUGGUUUCGUUCACAAAAACCUUUCUCCCGAGACGAUUCUCGUACUGGGCAACCAGAACACCUCAAUAGGGGCAGCGUACCUUGUAGGGUUCGACCGGUUUCGAACAACGCAAGGCAAUACAGCACGGUUAGGGGAUUCAAACUGGGAGCGGAACUUGUACCGUCAUCCACGGCGACAAGGUGCAAGCCCGGAAGAUAUCUAUAUCAUGCAGCAUGACAUCUACAGUCUGGGCAUCUGCUUGCUGGAGCUUGGCUUGUGGCAGUCAUUCGUGGAAUAUCGCGCUCUCGAUGGGCUACCCCUCCGCUCGGCGGCACUGAGACUCCAAGAUGGGACACCAGAAAUGCAGUAUCCGACUGCGCUGAAAGAUCACCUCGUGGCGCUCGCACGUACAGCUCUUCCGCAGCGCAUGGGUACAAAGUACACCGAGGUGGUUCAAACCUGUCUGACUUGUUUGGAUCGCGAGAACGUAGACUUUGGCGAUGAGCGUGAGUUUCAAGAUGCGGACGGUAUCCUUGUUGGGGUCAGAUAUAUCGAAAAGGUUUUGAUGCAAUUGAGUCUCAUCUCGGUCUAG